Molecule: messenger RNA, 643 nt
Organism: Lactuca sativa (garden lettuce)
Lineage: Eukaryota; Viridiplantae; Streptophyta; Magnoliopsida; Asterales; Asteraceae
Product: monothiol glutaredoxin-S2
Source: RefSeq, a predicted model, not a curated record
CUUCAUUUCCUCACACCAAAUUAAACUUCCUUUUAGCAGAACCUUGAGCUUAAAAUUUAUAUUACAAAACGCAGACAUUUUUAUAAUGGAUGUGGUGACAAGAAUGGUGUCGGAGAGGCCGGUGGUGAUAUUUAGCAGGAGUUCAUGUUCAAUGUCUCACACAAUAAAGUCUCUCCUUUUUGAAUUUGGAGUAAACCCGACGGUUUAUGAGGUAGAUGAGAUCCCCAGAGGUCGGGAAAUAGAGCAAGCACUUUUGAGGCUUGGACGCAACCCUAUCAUCCCUGCUGUGUUCAUAGGAGGUGAGUUUGUUGGUGGUGCCAAUGAAAUUAUUAGCCUUCACCUUCAACAAUCUCUGCAACCGCUUCUCAAAAAUGCAGGAGCUCUAUGGGUGUGACCAGCCCUCGACUAAUCUGGUUGUAAUAAAUGCGCUUUAAUUAGGUGCAUAUAUACUGGUUGUUUAACCAUAUUAAUUAAGUUGAGUUAACGAUGAAGGCUUUUAGACACAGUUCCAUAUAAUGUUAUUUCGGUUUCCCUUUUUCCCUUUUAAUUAACUGGUUUGGUUCAUAAAAUAUCCUCAAACCAAACCGGUUGAGCUAUAUAUGUACAUUUUUAUUCAAUGAAGCUACUUCAGAAUACCAAUAUA